Messenger RNA from Soboliphyme baturini, 396 nucleotides. Lineage: Eukaryota; Metazoa; Nematoda; Enoplea; Dioctophymatida; Soboliphymatidae. The record is from the annotation of a GenBank genome assembly.
AUGAUACCCAUCAAACACAACAACGCGAUCACGACGAAGAAUAUUCGCGCCACUCAACUCGUUCUUACUCUGUAUUUCGAAGGCGGAGGCGGCAACAUUAGCUGUGACGUGAGUAUCCUAUCCGAUGAACACUGGCGACGAAAAAGUGUGCACCGUCGUCGUUCGUCUUCUACUUCUGUGUCUGGCCGUCCGUCGGCUCGUCCAGUCGUAGAACGUUUUUCAACGACAAUAGUCAGCAAAGUUUCGCCUUGCUACUCUCUGCUGCCGACGGAUGAAGUUCGUUUGCCUCGUUUUCGUCAGUCGCUAAGUCCCUCCCGCCAACGCCCAAGGCGAGUCGAGACGAGGCAAGACGAGACGACGACCAUCGAACGAAAGGAAAGCCUUCACUCGUCCUAA